AUGGAGACUCUAAUUAAUCUCGUCAACAAACUACAGAAAGCAUGCACAGCCCUAGGUGACUUCGGUGACGAAUCCUCUCUUCCCACUCUUUGGGAUGCGUUGCCUUCAAUCGCUGUCGUCGGCGGUCAGAGCUCUGGAAAAUCAUCUGUGCUGGAGAGUAUUGUUGGAAAGGAUUUUUUGCCUCGUGGUUCUGGGAUUGUUACACGACGCCCUCUUGUUCUGCAGCUUCAUAGGAUUGAGGAAGGAAGAGAAUAUGCAGAAUUUGCUCACCUACCAAGAAAGAGGUUCACUGAUUUUGACGCUGUCAGGAAGGAGAUUGCUGACGAGACUGACCGAGAGACAGGUCGUAGCAAACAGAUUUCAUCUGUUCCCAUAUAUCUCAGUAUCUAUUCUCCUAAUGUUGUGAACUUGACCCUGAUUGACCUUCCUGGUCUGACAAAAGUAGCUAUUGAGGGUCAGUUGGAUAGCGUCGUGCAAGACAUUGAAAACAUGGUGCGGUCCUAUAUUGAGAAGCCUAACUGCAUUAUUCUGGCAGUUUCUCCUGCCAACCAAGAUCUUGCAACAUCCGAUGCUAUCAAGAUUGCUCGUGAAGUGGAUCCAAAAGGGGAGAGAACUUUUGGAGUUUUGACAAAGAUUGAUCUUAUGGACCAGGGUACUGAUGCGGUUGAAAUUUUGGAAGGAAGAUCAUAUAGGCUGAAAUUUCCUUGGAUUGGUGUUGUUAACCGAUCUCAAGCUGAUAUUAAUAGAAAUGUUGACAUGAUUUCUGCUCGGAGGAGGGAGCGGGAGUACUUUGCUAAUUCUCCCGAGUAUCAACAUCUUGCUAACAGAAUGGGAUCUGAGCAUCUUGGGAAAGUGCUUUCCAGGCAUUUGGAAUCUGUCAUUAAAUCUCGAAUCCCAGGUCUUCAGUCUCUCAUCAGCAAAACAAUCAUCAACCUUGAAACAGAAUUAAGCCGUCUUGGAAAGCCUAUUGCUACUGACGCCGGAGGAAAGUUAUAUAUGAUUAUGGAAAUAUGCCGUGCUUUUGAUCAGACAUUUAAAGAACAUCUUGAUGGCAUACGACCAGGUGGUGACAAAGUAUAUGGUGUGUUUGAUAAUCAACUUCCUGCUGCUUUGAAAAGGUUACAGUUCGACAAGCAACUUUCCAUGGAUAAUGUGAGAAAGCUAAUUACUGAAGCCGAUGGAUAUCAGCCUCAUCUAAUAGCCCCUGAACAAGGAUAUCGCCGUCUUAUUGAAUCAACCUUAAUUACCAUCAAAGGUCCUGCUGAGGCGGUUGUUGAUGUGGUUCAUGGUAUACUGAAGGAUCUGGUUCACAAGUCAAUUAAUGAGACCAUGGAGUUGAAACAAUAUCCCUCCCUUAGGGUGGAGGUUAUGAAUGCAGCUUGUGAAUCAUUAGAUAGAAUGAGGGAUGAAAGCAAGAGAGCUACUUUACAGCUAGUUGAUAUGGAGUGUAGUUACUUGACAGUUGAUUUUUUCCGGAAGCUUCCACAUGACAUCGAGAAGGGUGGAAAUCCAACACACUCGAUUUUCGAUAGAUACAAUGAUGCUUAUCUUCGUCGAGUUGGAUCAACUGUUCUGUCUUAUGUCCAUAUGGUGGUUGGAACUUUAAGACACUCCAUCCCGAAAUCCGUUGUGUAUUGUCAAGUGCGUGAGGCCAAACGUAGCUUACUUGAUCAUUUCUUCACUGAGUUGGGGGCGAAGGAGGGAAGACAAUUGGGUAAAUUGUUGGAUGAAGAUCCAGCGAUAACGGAAAGGCGUCAAAACAUAUCCAAGAGGCUGGAAUUGUAUCGAGCUGCACAGUCCGAGAUAGACGAAGUUAUCUGGGCCAAGUAGGUCAAACUCCUAGGCGUACAAUUCUUUGACCAUCGGCAUAUGCCCAACUCUUCAAAUCGUUUUUGCUUGCAUCUCCCUCCGUGCUCAUCUUAGUUGCACGGUUCACAGUUUUGAUUGCUUAGUAUUCGUAAAUUGAAAUUUUGUCGGCGCAUGCUAGUUUGCUUAUUUGGGUUCAAUCAACACGAUGAU
Molecule: messenger RNA, 2019 nt
Organism: Cynara cardunculus var. scolymus (artichoke)
Lineage: Eukaryota; Viridiplantae; Streptophyta; Magnoliopsida; Asterales; Asteraceae
Product: dynamin-related protein 1A-like
Exons: 16
Coding region: 1-1830 (609 amino acids)
Cellular component (GO): membrane; cytoplasm; microtubule
Molecular function (GO): microtubule binding; GTP binding; GTPase activity
Source: RefSeq, a predicted model, not a curated record